Molecule: messenger RNA, 1159 nt
Organism: Micropterus salmoides (largemouth bass)
Lineage: Eukaryota; Metazoa; Chordata; Actinopteri; Centrarchiformes; Centrarchidae
Product: serine protease 41-like
Exons: 4
Coding region: 173-955 (260 amino acids)
Biological process (GO): proteolysis
Molecular function (GO): serine-type endopeptidase activity
Source: RefSeq, a predicted model, not a curated record
CAUGACGUAAUGCUGGAUCAACAGUAUCUGGUCUGAGAUUAUAAGGCUUUACACUUUGGAUUUGAUUGUCUACCUUUUGCUUUUCUUUCCAGCUGUAGUCUGUGGCCAAGCCCCACUGAAUUCACAUAUUCUGAGAGGAAGCAAAUUGGCGACAGCUGGUGUUUGGCCAUGGAUGGCGAGCCUACGGAACAAUGGAAGUCAUGCGUGUGGUGGGACUCUGGUGGCUUUGGACUUUGUUUUGAGCAGCGCCAACUGCUUCUCAAGUUCACCCAUACCGUCUGAAUGGACUGUUGUUUUGGGUCGUUUGAAUCAGAAUGGAUCCAACCUCUUUGAGGUGACAUUAAAUGUGACAAAUGUCACUCUGAGCCACUUCACUGGGUCUAAUGUAGCAGUGCUGCGUCUGGCAACCAGACCCACCCUGUUCAACUACAUCCAGCCCAUCUGCCUGGACAACGGACAAACCUUCACUGUGGGCUCGACGUGCUGGGCUGCUGGCUGGAGCGCCGGGCAAGGAGGGGUGGAACAAGUUCUGCAGGAGGUCCAGACCUCGGUGGUAAACUGUGGAAACGCAUCAACAAGUGACAGCAUUUGUACGAGCUCUUUCACACUGGGGCAGGGUGAUGCUGGCGGUCCAGUGAUGUGUAAGCAGGGCGGCUCUUGGUUCCAGGCAGCAGUGUUGUCAGUUGAAAACAACAGCACCAGUCAAACACAAGCAGAUCCAGUGAUGGUCUUCACCAAACUCAGCCGCUUUCAGACCUUCCUGGCUCAGACAGUGGGGACGUUCUUAUCUCCAGCCUCCAACACCAGCAGCACCACAGCUGCCACCAGUACUCUCACCACCAGCAGCACAACUGCCACCAAUACACCUACUACCAGUGGGGGCGCUCCUGCUCACUCCCCCUUCUUCAUCUUCCAUCUCCUCAUCUUCUCUGUGUGUCUCCACCUCUUCUUAUAGAUGCAACAAGCACAAAGUAAUGUCAACAAGCUUGAAUUUAAGAGACCCUGUAGGCUUAAAGCUGCAUUAACUAAUCUAUGACUUGAUUCUGACUCUGUUGGUGACCACUGGAGAUCAAAACAUGGAUUAUGGACGCUAACUAAUUUUAGUUAGUUAACUCUUGUGCUUUUUCUUUACUUUUUAAAUAAAUGCUUGUGUAUAUGU